AGCAGUGCGCCGCCUUGUGGUCUGGAGCCGUCACUACAAGGGAGCCCGGUGCAGGGAGAUUUUAUGUGAAUUUGUCACCUUGGAUACAUUGUUGCUGCUUCACUCUGAUCUACAGGACUACAACUCCCAGCAGGAUCUGGGGGCAGUGCAAAACUACAACUUCCGGCCAUCGGCUCACAGGGCAUGCUGGGAGUUGUAGUGCCAAUGAAUCAGGUGACUUGGCUCCUUCCCAGUUGUGUUCUGACAGGCUCCGCACCUCCUCUCCGCCCAUUCCCCGUCUGUCUCCAUGGAGGAGUUGUACACACAGCGGCCUCGGCAGAGAUGAUGGGAGACGUUGUCCUCCGCUAAUGUGGUGCCCCCCACACCAGAUGCCCCCACCAUGUCUUGUCCUUUACUGCCCGACCCCCCUGUCCACUCCUCUGGCUUCGCCCCCCGCAGGAUCCACAGGAUAACUCUACAGCGCCCCCCUUAUACUGAGGCCAAGCUGGAGCUGAUGGCCGCACUCCGGAGCCCCCUAGGCACACAGCAGGCCCCACCAGCCACCCAGGGCUACCUCACAUGGCUAGAGGUCAGCCGGCUGACCCCCCUCCUCCCCCUGCGCCAGGACAGACCCCACAACAGCGUGGUGUGGCGACAGAUCACUGCAGCUCCCACCAGACCCCGUGACACCAUCCCCCCGCCGUCCCGCAUGGAGGACAACACCUGGGACAAGUUCCUGCGCUGCAGUGGGAUCCGCAGAAGUGAGACGGAUUCCAGGACGUUACGUCUACGAAGCCAAGGGAGGGCGCCCCCUGUGGACAGUCACGGGAACAUCCUGCCCCCCGAGGGCUUCAGGCGGUACACGGCAUCGGGUAUCACCGCCACGGCCGGGUCAGAGGUGACAUCUGUCCCCGUGGAGACUGGACUCUACAGCGCCCUCCAGUUCCCCCACAAACCCCGAAAACUGACCUUGAAGAAGAACUCCGCCAACUACCAGGAAAUCCUCCAGAAGUAUAGGGAGCUGCAGAGAGGAGCGCGAAGCAUCGCACCGUACAACAGCCGGAUGACCACUCCGAGGACCGGGGCCCAAGGGGCCCAAGUGUGGCCCCUCAACAGCAGCAACAAGGACUGAGGUUAUGACAACAUAACGGAACAUUGGGUUAUUACAUCAACAUCAUGGACUACUACACCCAGCAUAACCCUCAUCAUCUUCCCUAGUGGCAUAGUAGGAUUGGAUACGCAUCUAACUAAACAGUAUCAGACAGUAUCACACAUGAUAGGAUUAGAUACACAGCUUAGCACAGUAUCACACAUGAUAGGAUUAGAUACACAGCUCAGCAGACAGUAUCACACAUGAUAGGAUUAGAUACACAGCUUAGCACAGUAUCACACAUGAUAGGAUUAGAUACACAGCUCAGCAGACAGUAUCACACAUGAUAGGAUUAGAUACACAGCUCAGCAGACAGUAUCACACAUGAUGGGAUUAGAUACACAGUUUAGCACAGUAUCACACAUUAUUGGAUUAGAUACACAGCUUAGCACGGUACCACAAGCAAUAGUAUUAAAUACACAUAAGACAGUAUCACAUAUAAGUUUAGAUACAUGACUUAACUCUUGAUCGGCUUAGAUGCAGUAGCUCAUAAGACAGUAUCUCACACACUAGGUUUACAUACAUCAGCUCAGCAGAUAGUUUCACACACUUGGCUUAGAUACACUGCACUGCAGACAGUAUUACACACUCUAGGCUUAGAUACACAGCUCAAUUGAUAGUUUCACACACCAGUAUUACAUACACAGCUCAGUACACUGUAUCACACAUGAUAGGCUUAGAUACACAGCUCAGCAGACAGUAUCACACACUAGGCUUAGAUACACAGCUCAGCAGACAGUAUCACACACUAGGCUUAGAUACACAGCUCAGCAGACAGAUUCACACACACUAGGCAUAGAUACACAGCUUGGCAGACAGUAUCACACAAACUAGGCUUAGAUACACAGCUUGGCAGACAGUAUCGCACACACACUAGGCUUAGAUACACAGCUUGGCAGACAGUAUCACACACAAGGCUUAGAUACACAGCUUGGCAGACAGUAUCACACACACUAGGCAUAGAUACACAGCUCGGCAGACAGUAUCACACACUAGGCUUAGAUACACAGCUCAGCAGACAGUAUGACACACGCCUUAGGCUUAGAUACACAACUUGGCAGACAGUAUCACACACACUAGGCUUAGAUGCACAGCUUGGCAGACAGUAUCACACACUAGGCUUAGAUACACAGCUCAGCAGACAGUAUCACACACACUAGGCUUAGAUACACAGCUCAGCAGACAGUUUCACACACCCUAGGCUUAGAUACACAGCUCAGCAGACAGUAUCACACACAUACUAGGCUUAGAUACACAGCUCAGCAGACAGUAUCACACACACCAGGAUUACAUACACAGCUCAGUAGACUGUAUCACAAGAUAGGCUUAGAUACACAGAUCAGCAGACAGUAUCUCACACAAGGCUUAGAUACACAGCUUGGCAGACAGUAUCACACACACUAGGCUUAGAUACACAGCUCGGCAGACAGUAUCACACACUGGGCUUAGAUACACAGCUCAGCAGACAGUAUGACACACGCCCUAGGCUUAGAUACACAGAUCGGCAGACAGUAUCACACACACUAGGCUUAGAUACACAGCUCAGCAGACAGUAUCACACACACUAGGCUUAGAUACACAGCUUGGCAGACAGUAUCACACACACUAGGCUUAGAUACACAGCUUGGCAGACAGUAUCACACACUAGGCUUAGAUACACAGCUUGGCAGACAGUAUCACACACACUAGGCUUAGAUACACAGCUCAGCAGACAGUAUCACACACUAGGCUUAGAUACACAGCUCAGCAGAUAGUAUCACAUACACUAGGCUUAGAUACAGCUCAGCAGACAGUUUCACACACACUAGGCUUAGAUACACAGCUCAGCAGACAGUAUCACACACACUAGGCUUAGAUACACAGCUCAGCAGACAGUAUCACACACACUAGGCUUAGAUACACAGCUCAGCAGACAGUAUCACAUACACUAGGCUUAGAUACACAGGUCAGCAGACAAUAUCACACACACACUAGGCCUAGAUACACAGCUCGGCAGACAGUAUCACAUAUACUAGGCUUAGAUACACAGCUCAGCAGACAGUAUCACAUACACUAGGCUUAGAUACACUGCUCGGCAGACAGUAUCACAUACACUAGGCUUAGAUACACAGCUCAGUAGACAGUAUCACACACACUAGGCUUAGAUACACAGCUCAGCAGACAGUAUCACACACACUAGGUUUAGAUACACCGCUCGGCAGACAGUAUCACACACACUAGGCUUAGAUACAAAGCUCGGCAGACAGUAUCACACACUAGGCUUAGAUACACAGCUCGGCAGACAGUAUUGCACACACGGCUUAGAUACACAGCUCUGCAGACCGUAUCACACACACACUAGGCUUAGAUACAUAGCUCGGCAGACUAUCACAUACACACUAGGCUUAGAUACACAGCUCUGCAGACAGUAUCACACACACUAGGCUUAGAUACAGCUCAGCAGACAGUUUCACACACACACACACGGCUAAGAUACACAGCUCAGCAGACAGUAUCACACACACUAGGCUUAGAUACACAGCUCAGCAGACAGUAUCACACACACUAGGCUUAGAUACACAGCUCAGCAGAUAGUAUCAUAUACACUAGGCUUAGAUACACAGGUCAGCAGACAGUAUCACACACACUAGGCCUAGAUACACAGCUCGGCAGACAGUAUCACAUAUACUAGGGCUUAGAUACAUAGCUCGGCAGACAGUAUCACACAGUAGGCUUAGAUACACAGCUCAGCAGACUAUCACACACACUAGGCUUAGAUACAGAGCUCUGCAGACAGUAUCACACAAACUAGGCUUAGAUACAUAGCUCGGCAGACAGUAUCACACACACUAGGCUUAGAUACACAGCUCAGCAGACAGUAUCACAUAUACUAGGCUUAGAUACACAGCUCAGCAGGCAGUAUCACACACACUAGGCUUAGAUACACAGGUCAGCAGACAGUAUCACACACACUAGGCUUAGAUACACAGCUCAGCAGACAGUAUCACACACACUAGGUUUAGAUACACAGCUCGGCAGACAGUAUCACACACACUAGGCUUAGAUACACAGCUCGGCAGACAGUAUCACACACACUAGGCUUAGAUACACAGCUCUGCAGACAGUAUCAAACACACUAGGCUUAGAUACACAGCUCAGUAGACAGUAGCACAUACACUAGGCUUAGAUACACAGCUCAGCAGACAGUAUGACACACACUAGGCUUAGAUACACAGCUCAGCAGACAGUAUCACACACACUAGGCUUAGAUACACAGCUCAGCAGACAGUAUCACAUACACUAGGCUUAGAUACACAGGUCAGCAGACAGUAUCACACACACUAGGCCUAGAUACACAGCUCAUCAGACAGUAUCACACACACUAGGCUUUGAUACACUGCUCAGCAGACAGUAUAAUAUACACUAGGCUUAGAUACACAGCUCAGCAGACAGUAUCACACACACUAGGUUUAGAUACACAGCUCGGCAGACAGUAUCACACACACUAGGCUUAGAUACACAGCUCGGCAGACAGUAUCACACACACUAGGCUUAGAUACACAGGUCGGCAGACAGUAUCACACACACUAGGCUUAGAUAUACAGCUCUGCAGACAGUAUCACACACACUAGGCUUAGAUACACAGCUCGGCAGACAGUAUCACACACACACUAGGCUUAGAUACAUAGCUCGGCAGACAGUAUCACACACAAUAGGCUUAGAUACAUAGCUCGGCAGACAGUAUCACACACACUAGGCUUAGAUACACAGCUCUGCAUACAGUAUCACACACACUAGGCUUAGAUACAUAGCUCGGCAGACAGUAUCACACACACUAGGCUUAGAUACACUUCAGCAGAUGAUAAUAUACUGUGUAUGGAGAUAAUAAUAUCUUCAUGUUUCUCAUAUUCUUGGUCACGGGCAAAUUAAGCAAAAAAGUUGGGUGACCGCCACUGGGGGCGCUAUGAUGGCUGCAUCUGCCAACACUAUGGGAUAAACCGUGUUACACCUCACAUGUAAUACCACGUUCACCCUCCAGGGGUCACCGCUCCAGAUUCUCCCUUUACACCAGUGGUGUCCAAACUGUGGCCCUCGAGAUGUUGCAAAACGACAACUCCCCAUGCUGGGAGUUGUAGUUUUGCAACAUCUGGAGGGCCGCAGUUUGGACACCACUGCUUUACACAGUUCACCUGAUAACAUACAAGCCGCCUGCAGCCACCACUAGGGGGAGCUCAGUGCACACCGGGCGACGUCAGCUGCUCCUCUGAUGAUGUCAUCAGGUGACAUCACUAUAGUGACUUCGAUGUAGAUCUGUGUCACAUACGGUUCUGAUACUAGUUUAAAAAAAAAACGCAUUUUUUUAAAAAUUGCGCAAAUUUCCGAGUCGUAUUUGUUUAACGAAGUUUCAUCUGGUUUGGCUCAAAGUCACAUGACCACAGACCUUGGUAUAUACAGCGGCCUCCCAGAUAUAUAAAUAGAGCCGUCUCUUCCUGCCGUCCCCCCCGAAGCGUGGGAAUCGGCUCCUCCAGAUAUCCUAAAUAUUUGGACUCUUGGUCGCCGACCCCCGGAAAGUAGUUAACCCUUCUUAUACAGGAAUGGCUACACUUUAUUUAUUUAUUUAUUUUUAAACAGUGCUACCCCGGGGUGGUGCUGUUUCGGGACCGUUCUGUAGCAACUGCCCCCCCCCCCCAACCGCUAUCUGGACAUGCUGGGAGUUGUAGUUUUGUAGAGGCAUCCUGGUUGCGAAACACUGGCCAAGAUAGUAAACUGCCAGUCACUGAGUAGGACCGCCCACUUGACUACUUAGAAAAGAUUCAGUAGAACUUAUCGAUUGA
Messenger RNA from Hyla sarda, 5943 nucleotides. RefSeq names its product testis expressed 52 (gene TEX52). The transcript has 3 exons. Lineage: Eukaryota; Metazoa; Chordata; Amphibia; Anura; Hylidae. The record is from RefSeq and is a predicted model, not a curated record. Bases 380 to 1111 code for a protein of 243 amino acids.